AUGACCAAAUUAUCGCCAUGGAAACUUUUCAAAGAAAUCUUCAACUGGUAUCCCUCCGAAUAUUCAACAGCCGAAAAAAAGUUACUGUUGAAACUGGAUGUGUCGAUUCUUGUCUUCGCAUGUCUUUGUUUCUUCGUCAAAUAUCUUGAUCAGACAAACAUCAGCAACGCCUACACUUCCGGAUUGAAGGAAGACUUCAGUCUCUAUGGCAAUCAGCUCAAUUACUUCAAUGUCUGCUACUACACAGCUUAUGUGGUCUUUCAAGUCCCGGGGUUGCUGUUGCUCUCGCGCCCAAAACUCGCUCGUUACCUGUUGCCAAUCCUGGAAGUCCUCUGGGGGGUGACGACAUUUGCACAGAGUCGAGUGACCAAUGUCCAACAAUUAUACGCACUACGCUUCUUGGUCGGAAUGUUCGAAGCACCCGUCUUCGCCGGGACACACUUCAUCCUCGGUUCUUGGUAUUCGGGUCCUGAGCUCUUCAAGCGUGCAGGGACCUGGUUCAUCUGCAAUCCGCUCGGCUCGAUGGUCAGCGGCUACCUGCAGGCCGCGGCGUACACGAACCUCUCGGGCGUCGGUGGCAUGGCCGGCUGGAGGUGGCUGUUCAUCAUCGACGGCAUCUUCACGAUUCCCGUGGCGCUGAUUGGCUUCUUCAUCUUCCCCGGCAUCCCCGACUCGCCGAGGCCUUUUUAUCUCACCGAGGAAGACACAACGCUGGCCAAGGCUCGGUUGGAGAGGGCCCGUGUUCGCCGGCCGGGCAAGUUGAACCUCGAUGUCUUCAAGAGAACGUUCAAGAGGUGGCACAUCUGGGUGUUUGUGUUCUGCUACAUAUGCAUGAUCAUCUCCUCGUACCCAAUGUCAUAUAUGAAUCUCUGGCUGAAGGCCGAGGGCUUCUCGGUCGUCCAGAUCAACGAGCUGCCGACGGCGUACUUUGCCAUCUACGCCGUUGCAUCCUGGCUGGGCACCACCCUGGCGGCCAUCUACCCAGCCUGGACGAUUUAUUCCGUUCAGACAUUCUUCACCUUGUUCUCGAUCCUAAUCAUGAUCAUCUGGAAUGUGCCACAGACUCUGAAAUUUGUCUGCUGGUACCUCCUCGGAUUUGCAGGUUGUGCAAGUCCUAUUUUAUAUUCGACAGUCAAUAGCAUUGUCAAAGAUGAUUCAGAGGAGAGAGCUCUCAUCCUGGUACGUUAUCGAAGCAUCCGACUGACAGCGGCGCCAUCUCUCGACCUUGAAGCUGAUAAAAAUACCUUUGCCAGGGCUCCAUGA
Cryphonectria parasitica EP155 is the source of this 1263-nucleotide messenger RNA. RefSeq names its product MFS general substrate transporter. Gene Ontology annotation, biological process: transmembrane transport. NCBI's taxonomy places the organism in Eukaryota, Fungi, Ascomycota, Sordariomycetes, Diaporthales, Cryphonectriaceae. The record is from RefSeq and is a predicted model, not a curated record. Bases 1 to 1263 code for a protein of 420 amino acids. Gene Ontology annotation, molecular function: transmembrane transporter activity. The transcript is spliced from 8 exons. Gene Ontology annotation, cellular component: membrane.